Messenger RNA from Suillus fuscotomentosus, 1467 nucleotides. RefSeq lists its product as uncharacterized. Bases 100 to 1455 code for a protein of 451 amino acids. The record is from RefSeq and is a predicted model, not a curated record. The transcript has 5 exons. Lineage: Eukaryota; Fungi; Basidiomycota; Agaricomycetes; Boletales; Suillaceae.
AAGCUCACCAAGGCGCGUAGAGCAAAAUCUGGCCCAAGCUCAUGGCUUUCUUUCCUCCCAUUUUCAUCCUCCAAAACUACGAAACACGACCAUGAGUUCAUGCUUACGCUUAUUCACGACCUCGUCGUUCCUCCGCCAACCAACUCCGGUAACUCGAGUCCCAAAUCCCCGCAAUUAGCCCUAGCAGAUCCGCAUGAAAUGCUGGCUUCCUACGCCCAAACAUGCUCUGCGAAGAACCUGUCGCUGUCUACGCUUCUUCAAGAGCCGGAUAUAGCAGGUCACACUGCCAUCUAUUGGGCUAUCGUCAACUAUCGCUCCUCCCUCCUCGAUGCUCUGCUCAAAUAUGCCUCCCCCUUGACCCCUGUGACACUCAGUGAAAUGAGGAAGGCAUGUUUGGUGGCGAGUAAUCAGCCCUUAUUUCAAAACCUCAGACUUAGUGUCGGGUUGUGCGCAAGUGGGCUACGGAGUGCUACCGAUGGACUACUUCUUGGUCAGCGCCCACCAGAUGACGUGCGUGUUGAAGAGGGCCCUGAUGGUGCUUUUGCUGCAACACUGGAUAUUGCGAUGUGGCAGAGACGUAUGCGUGCAGUUGGGAGCGUGAGCGUGGAAUUUAUUGUCUCUGGUCGUAUAUUUGCACUGACCUUCUUUACUACCGAUCGUCCUCGACCCCACUCUAAGUCCACCGGAACCAAAAUAGUGGUAGGGCCCUUGCACGUCUCACUCUCCCUCCUUGAUCACAGCCUACCGACCUACGUGGAUGCAACAGUAGUCAUCGAUGAACCUCCUUUUCCUUCUCUAGGGCCUUGUCCACGUUCACCAAGAAAUUCCUAUUCGCCAAGAGAGCACAUCCACAGCGCCAGUUUCUCAGGCAGAGAGACGGUGUAUGGCUUUGAGAAUGAAGUGGGAUCUGGGGGUUGUGAAACGGACUUCAACUAUGAUGGACAAGCGCACUUACCUUCGCUCAGCCCUCCUGGCUCUUCUCGUCCUGCAUCGUUCUCAGGUGCACAUACACAGAAACAGAUGCCACCACCUCGCUUGCUCAAAAAAUUGUCCUCGUCGCGUUCCUCGUACACAUUAGCAUCUGUAUUGGAUACAAGUAAGGCCGCAGCUCUCACAGCUGAGAAGCAGCUCGCGAAGCUGAAGCAUGCCUCGUUGGGAUCCAGUGGGCGUGCUCCGGUGGUGCUCCAUUUUAGUGCAGGAGAGUCUAUGCUUGCUUGUCGUACGAGGAAUGGAGAUUCAUACACUAUACCUCACGCUACCACCAAACCUGAUACCUGGUCCGAACAUGGUACAUGGUAUGUCUCUGCGAUCGUAGUGCCACUUGGAGAACAAGAUGGAGCCGGAUUGAUGUUUGACACAUCUCCGCAUAUCACGCCUGAUGGCAGUUUACGAGCACGACUAGAGGCGAGGUUGGUGAAAACUGAGGAAGGAGGAAAGAAGUGCAUUAUUUGUUAGUUUGAUGUAGGG